Molecule: messenger RNA, 501 nt
Organism: Cetraspora pellucida
Lineage: Eukaryota; Fungi; Glomeromycota; Glomeromycetes; Diversisporales; Gigasporaceae
Source: the annotation of a GenBank genome assembly
AUGCCAAAUAACUGUCUUACAGUUAAGAAUCCUGAAGCCCAACAGCUUAUUAACCUUUCAUAUGUUGCAAAUACUGAAAAAAAUACUUUGAAAGAGGAGAAAAAUAUUACAAAGAUGUUAGAUCAGUUUGAUAACAAAGAAGAGCUUGAUGUGUUUCUGUGUUCAUUUAUUGGCUGGCUUACAAAGAAAGAUGAUAUGUCAUUUAAAGUUGAGUCAAUUCAUAAUUGCUAUGCCACAUUGGCAAGAUAUCUUAAUGAAAAUUCUGCUGUUGAAGAUAUUUUAGUAAUAGAAACUUCAAGUACAUUGGAUUUGAGUCAAGAAGAUCAAACAUCACAAACAGAUAAAUCACAGUUUAAGCAUCAAGACCAAGCAUCACAGAAAAAUAACAACCACUACUGUAAGCAUAUAAUUGAAAAUCUCAAAGAUGAACAAGUAUUAGCACCAAUUACCAAACAAUACAAAAAUGAACAAAUAUUAGCACCAACUACAAAUAAAGAGUAA